AUGACCAGUCUUACGCCAACAAUCCACACGGGUCCGUACGACGCCAUCAGCGCCGCUCAAGCCGACCAUUCCCAAGUUGGUCGUACUGUGCUGAUCACAGGUGGCUCCAAGGGGAUCGGGUUUGCCAUUGCCCGUGCCUUCGCGAUCGCCGGAGCUGCUCGGAUAGUUCUCGUUGCUCGAGGUGGCGCCGCGCUGGAUCUGGCCGUGCUUAGAUUGGAAUCGGAGUUCCAGGCGACUGUGAUCCCCAUUACGUGCGAUCUCGGCGACCCGACCAAUAUUGAGACGCUAUGGGCGCAGCUGGAUGAUCGACAAAUUGUCGUAGACGUGCUCGUUCUGAACGCUGCGCGUGUGCAGGCCAAAGAAUCUUCUAUGCUUAGUCUUGGGUGGCAACAAACCUGGAAGAUGUUUGAGACUAAUGUUCGAGGAAACAUGAUUUUGGUGGAGAAGACCAUGAGCCAAGCAGACACAAAACAGAAAGUAAUUUUAAACGUUUCCAGCCCAUUCGUCCACGAUCAGGACAUGGCCGCUGGAUUCCAGGCAUAUGCAAGCUCGAAAUCUGCCUUUGCUGGUGCGCUACAGCACUUGGCUACAGAGACGCCCCUAGAGCGGGCCCAAAUCAUCAGCUUUCAUCCUGGAUUCAUUUACAGUGAUGGCAUGAAGUCCAUGGGCUGCACCCCUGAAGAUUUGGAUUGGGAUGACGAAAAUCUCCCGGCUAAUUUUGCUGUUUGGGCCGCUUCUUCUAAAGCUGCUUUUUUGCACGGACGGUUCGCAUGGGCGAAGUGGAACGUGGAGGAACUGACAGAAGCUGUACAGACCGGUAAUGCCGACAUCCUCAAGAUAGGCGUUCAUGGCCUGUGA
Messenger RNA from Penicillium maclennaniae, 858 nucleotides. Its product is annotated as SDR family NAD(P)-dependent oxidoreductase. The record is from RefSeq and is a predicted model, not a curated record. Lineage: Eukaryota; Fungi; Ascomycota; Eurotiomycetes; Eurotiales; Aspergillaceae. The coding region runs from base 1 to 858 and encodes 285 amino acids. Gene Ontology annotation, molecular function: oxidoreductase activity. The transcript is spliced from 3 exons. Gene Ontology annotation, cellular component: cytosol.